CGCCUCCGCGUAUGUGCGGCUAAAUUGCUCCCCGAUCGAUCUUGGCGAGUUCAAGUGCUAUCAGUAUUCGUAUUUGUGGCGCGCGACGGUAUCCGAUAUAGCCCAGUCCGCGCUCCCGGUCCCGUACGACGCGCUCGAGCGCGCCCUGGCUGCUCUCGCCGUUCACCUUUCCGUCUACGCUCUCAGUCCUGCCGCUUCUUGUUUGGUGUGAAUACUUGCGGGCGCCGCUGCGAGCUAGCCUUAACGGGACUUUUGUUUGCCUGCACAAGCGACUCUCCCGGUUUAGGACUGUGACGGUCCUCUUGCUCGGACGAGUAGUACAGGACACUGGCAGGUACACGCAUACUGUACACGUCGACCACGACGUUCUCCUCGUCGUCCACGAUGGAACUCGACUACGACAACCGACCGGUGUCUAUCAUGCACAAGGGCCGGGACUGGACAACAACGGCGCUUGAUGGAUCAACUUCGUUGGUAGCUACCUCCUCCUCCUCAUCCUCCUUCGCGGCGCGUCGUCGCUCGAACGCCGGCCACACUCCCCCUCCCCCCGGCCCGCCGCCCUCGCUGCCCAUCCCGAGUCUGCCCCCGACCAUGGGCCUGUCGCGAUACGGAGACUAUGAUGGAAUGUCAGAUUCAUCAGCAUCAAGUCCCGAUGUUCCCAGCAUAAACGCAACAUAUUCGCGCCCAUCGCCCUCCCCCGGUCUAGCGGCAGUCACCGCUUUCUCCCAAGCCAGAUUCGCGUCUGUCUCCAACACCGGCUACACGUCUCCACCCCUCAGCAGCACGCCCUCGUCCGAGAACCUCGCAGACUCGCCACCUCCCUCUAUCCUUCGCGGCGGCCCGACUACACAACCUGCCCCUUCCACCGCCCAGGAGAUCUCUGCGGACCGGUUGCUACUUCCUCCCAUGGACCAGCGAGCGACCCAACCGCGACCGUCGUCGCGGCGGGCUCUGACGAAGGCGUUGGAGCUGGCGCGAGAAGCUGUGAAGCUGGACUCGACGAAUGACGAUCCCUAUGGCGCGGUUAUGGCCUAUGCGAAGAGCGUGGCGCUCCUGAGCGAGGUGAUGGAGAGGGUGAUGAGAGGAGAGGACAGCACAGAAACAUCAAGGCGGAGAAAUGGGAGACGGAGAAGUGUAGUCGCGCAGGAGGAGGAAGUGCGACGGCUGAAAUCCAUCCAUGAUACGUACGCCGAUCGCAUGAACAUCCUCAGCGUCGUGUACGAUAUCCCCCUCCCCCCGCAUUCGCCACCGUCGGUCUCGUCCGUAUCCGCGUCGAGUGACUCCACGCGUCCCUCUUCCCCCUCAUCAAUAUCGCCCACCUCUGAAGCGUCCGAUGUCGGCAGCCAUCCACGCUCACCCUCACGCUCGCGAGAACGAGAGCACCGCUACUCGUCAGAGACCGCUAGGGGCGAUAGCACAACGGAUGACGAGGCAGGCGCACUCAGCCGAACCAGCAGCUACACCGGUCUCUCCCCACUUCCCUCCGGGCGCUCUCUACAUUCUGCACAUGGAACAGCCUCACCACCAGUGCAUCCGUAUGCUGCCGCUGCGGCGCCAGCAGCGGCGUCCCCAGUAAGUUCCCGACAGUCGGUGAUCCGCUCUAGGCCGCGGGCAUCGUCAACACUACCACCGCCCGCGCCUCCACCAACAUCUCUCCCUCCCCCAGCCCCCUCACCGACAAGACCCGACCAUCCAGAACUCACACCGACACAAGCAUUGCGUCCGGUCGACAUCGCUCGUUCGCGAGGCAACUCAGUAAGCCACAAACGCACUAGUUCGGGCGCGCGAUUAGCUGCCCUCCGCGAGGAGUCGUUCGACGGCGGGGUGUCCCAUGAACCUCCGCAGCCUGUGGAGGAGCCGCCUCGUCCAAGGUCGCGCGCGAACAUGCAUUAUGGAGCCUCCCCGCCUCUACCACCUCUACCCACCCCUUCCCUCGAGACGCAUACUCCCAGGAAUCUCGGUGCCUCGGAGCCAGCGUCGCCUGCCCCGCCAGGUAGUCCCGGUAAUUUCAUGACACCACGCCCGAGAGGUGGAUCGACGCUGUCCGUCCGAUCGGAGGUCACGCCGACUAGCAAGCCGACGCUAAUCAACACCUCUCCGGCUAUGGGGACCAUCCACCAGCGGCGAGGCAAGUCGUCCGCCCCGCCAUCCUCCAACGGCGAUGCGUCGUCGCCCACCGACUCGACGACGUCUGCGGCGUCCGUGCCGAACAUGGGCAGCAGGAUAGCGUCGUCCCUCCCCGCGAGCACUGUCAGUAGUCUGGGCAUCGGCCGCAGUCGUGCGUCGUCCCAACCCGGUAGAAGGCCCUCCAUGGCCACCGCAAACACAUACCCCUCUCCUGCGUCUGGCGGCUCGCCGGCCCCGCGCAAGCCUUCGAUACCUUCCCGCCUGAACCCCUCCGCACCUCCCCAGAUCACCGUCAACACGGCGAUGCUGUCGCCCAUCACAUUGUCGGGCCCCUGGAUGACGUCGCCCCCACUCGUUCCCCCGCCGCCGAUACCCUACGCCAAUAUACCCGCCGCGCCGCUCAGCCCGCUCCCAUCGAGCGCCCCAACAGACACACUGCGGAAACCGUACCACAUGAUGCACCUCCUCCGGCAGACGAUGACGUCCAAGACAGGCGGGUACAUCACCCGCCGGCUGCACGUCCCGCAGGAGGUGUGGUCGCAGGGCGGCGCGAAGCUGACGAAUGUGCCCGAGAAGAUCCGCGUCGUCGAGGUGCUGUGCUCCGCGCUCGAGGAGCUCGCGCACUGGUCGGCCGAGUACUUCGGGGCGGGCAACGUCAGCAGCGGGAUGGCGCUCGGGAUCGGGGCGAUCGGGAGGAAGGAGGGCGAGCUGUGGGCGGCGAAGCUGGAGGAGUUCUCGAGCGUGUGCGACGGCGUCGUCGGCCAGUUCGGGAAGAAGCUCGGCGUCGGGGAGGGCUUCGUGACGAAGAAGAGCAGCGGGGUCACCUCCUGGGGAGGACGGCUCACGCGGCAGUUCGACAAAAUCACGAACGGGAAGAACUUGGACUCGCCCGCGCUGUACGUGCAGGGCCUCUCGAAGCUUUUCCUGACUGCGCAGGUACUAGACGAGCACACCAAGGCGGUGGCGCCGCAGGGCAUGGCCCCGCUCUACGCCGCGUUCCCGCCCGACGUGCGCGCGGCGCUCGAGACGAAGCUGCGGCACGCGUCCGAGUUCUUCGCCAAGGUCGUGCUCACGUUCGUCAUCCGGGACAUGGCGCUCCUGCUUGACAAGUACGUGAAGAAAUGCGAGAAGUGGCUCGCGGAGUGAGCGGCGGGGUGCGUGCCCGCGUGGUGAGUGCAGCGCGGCGUGUUGUUAUCAUUAAUGUAGGGUCGGUGUGGGUGCAUAUGGGUGCGAGGGCGGUGUAAAUGCGGACGGACGGACGGACGAAAGCGGCUGCGAUGCGAGUAAGGAAGCCCAAACUGUUGUGGACGAAGACCAACCCGACGGUCGUUUGCCUUGCGUGUACUACUCUCCUCACUGUUUCAGCACAAUCGCGUACAUACAAUCUGGCUCGCGCUCAGACAUACGACAUACGCAUCCCACCUUUCCAUCACACACUCGAGGCGGUCUUUGGGCUAGUAGUUUCGUGUCACAUCGUGUAAAAUUAUGCUUAUGGGAUAGACGUCUUAUAUUCUCUCACACCUUGUUCUCUUAUUGCACUUCAGGCCUCUCCUGUUCGCCUUGGAUUCUUCGUGUCUGCCUGUACAUACCUUACUUGUCUUAUGCUCCUUAGUGAAUACGAUCAUCUUUCUUCC
Dichomitus squalens LYAD-421 SS1 is the source of this 3761-nucleotide messenger RNA. RefSeq lists its product as uncharacterized. The transcript is spliced from 4 exons. The record is from RefSeq and is a predicted model, not a curated record. The coding region runs from base 385 to 3273 and encodes 962 amino acids. Lineage: Eukaryota; Fungi; Basidiomycota; Agaricomycetes; Polyporales; Polyporaceae.